AGUUCCCAUGAAGGUAGCCCCUUUUGUUUUCAAUUUCUCUUACAUCUCGUUAUAUUUAGAAAUGCAAGGACUUAUUUUACUUGGUCCUGAUUCACCCGCGGGCCCGCCUUCACAAGUGUUUUGCGCGACGACGUUUACGUUUGUUUACUAACCUUCCAAGGAACCCGAACUUUAGAAAAAAGAAAAACACGAAAAGCUACUUACUUACUGUGGUCAUUCAAAAUGAGUCAACAACUCGAAGACCCGACGGCCCGGAAGUCGAAGAAAUCGGACCGGAAAUCCGGGAAAAAAUCCGAGAGCAAGAAAUCGGAGACCAAGAAAUCCGAUAUGAGACUGCACAACUCCCCAUCCCCCUCAUUUGUGAUGCAAAAUUCCAAAUCCGCCCUUUGCCUGUUAGCACUGUUUGCAUGACAGCUUCCGGAGUUUUCCAAAACAGCACUACAAUCCUCUACUAGGAAUUUGCCAUGCACAAGCUGCAUCUUUAUACCAUCGCUUGUGUUGCUGUUCAUGCAACACAAAUGAGGGGGAGGGGGGGUUGUGAACUCUCAUAUCCGAGAUCAAAAGCGCAGUAGAUGAGGUUGUCGAGAUCCUGGCCGACGAGGGGCAGAAGGUGCCGUCUAGUCAUAUGACCUGCUCAAACGUUGCAAUCUCAAACGUUACAGUAGAGUCUGGAUUUUGUCUUGCAUGCUGAGCAUGACAGAAUCGCUGAGCGUUCUACUUUCUGCAAUACAAAUUUCGGCAGGUAAUUCUAGUGCGGUGUGGGGCUCCGAAGCUUGUCAUGCGCAAUUCUGUGAGAGCAGGUUUGCGCAUGCACUUCUUGCACCACAGAUUUCCGUAUUCUCUUGUAACGCUUGAGAUUGUAACACCUGAGCAGGUUAUAAGUCAGGGCACUGUAGACACCAGCCACAUCGGUGGCCUCGGUGGCGCACCCCCCGUAGUCGCCGUGAGUCAUGCCACGCCACAUCACUACAAAAACAAAGCCGCCGUCGGCUACGGGGCGGGGGUUGCGUCUGGUUCUCUACCGCACUACCACAGGACGACGCAAAAUCAGCACGAGAGCGGCGCUGGUAGUACAAGUGGCGCCGCAGUCACGUUGCAGCCUCCUGCAGCCGUGUCUUCGGUUGUAUCUCCAUCCCCCCCUGAGAUGCUGAACGGCACACCGUACCAGGCACCAGCGCCGUUUGUGCCUCCGUCGACCACGCCUGUGGCGAGAGACGAACCUGGUGAUGGCGAGGACCGCGGCUUUGGUUUGGGAAAAUUGCUCGGGGGGACUGGUUUGAAUAUGGGGGGAGGGGGAGGGCAGUACGGCGGAGGGC
Molecule: messenger RNA, 1316 nt
Organism: Amoebophrya sp. A120
Lineage: Eukaryota; Dinophyceae; Syndiniales; Amoebophryaceae
Source: the annotation of a GenBank genome assembly